CUCACAUAAAGAUGUUUUCGUAGCCACUAUUUGGAAUUUUAAAUAUCUAAAAUUUGUUAGGGCCAAUCAAAUUUAAUGUGUCUCGGCGCUUGGAAUACGUGGCAACACAAACACCUUGAUUAAAUUACUUUUUUAUAUUACUUUCUUUUGUUUCAUUCGACACUAGUAAACGUGAUUAUUUAAUAUGGGUGCAGUUCUGGUGGGCAUGUCAAUUCUCAGUUUGACAGCAGCCCUUACUUGGCGAGGUGAACAUACAUCUUUAAUAAUCUCGAUUGUCAUGUCAAUUAUCGCUGGAUUAUGCACGUACUCAACUUUACCUAAAUUAAGAGACAGCUUUAUUAAAGCUAAUCUUUCUGGCCGAGAUCUACUAAAAGUGAGCAAGACAUUACUACCUGAAACUAUGGGCCUACCGACAGCUAUUAUAUACCUUAUCACCUUAUUCCUGUUCAUGCCGUUUCCGUUUAUCAACUGGUUUGAAGGUGCUCAUGUUGUGCAUGAGGACGAUCCCCAUUUCGGCACAUUUCCUUAUAAUAAGUUGGGCGAAAUAUUAUCUGCAAUGCUUGCUAUUCAAUCCAUGAUCCUUUUAGGUUUCGCAGAUGAUGUAUUGGACGUAAGAUGGAGAUAUAAAGUCUGGUUCCCAGCAAUUGCUGGUAUCCCCUUAAUGAUUUUCUACUAUACAAAUAAGGGAGCGACAUACGUCGUGAUGCCGAUCCAGUUGAGACCUUAUUUGGGCGAAUUAGUGGAUUUAGGACCAUUGUAUUAUGUGUAUAUGGGGAUGUUGAUUAUUUUCUGUACACAUAGUAUCAAUAUUUUAGCGGGUAUCAACGGUAUCGAAGCAGGACAGGCGCUUGUGAUUGGAUUAUCAGUUAUUGUAAAUGAUUUAUUGUAUGUGUUUAACAACCCGGAUAGACAUAGUGUCGAAGCACAUUUAUUCAGCUUGUAUUUUGUCCUUCCGUUUGUGGGAGUCACAUCUGCUUUAUUGUGGCAUAACUGGUUCCCAGCAACACUAUUUGUAGGAGACACAUUUUGCUAUUUUUCUGGCAUGACACUUGCAGUGGUUGGUAUUCUGGGACAUUUUUCCAAGACUCUGCUUUUAUUUUUCAUUCCUCAGAUCUUCAAUUUUGUUUAUUCCUGUCCUCAAUUAUUCCGUUUACUUGAAUGCCCACGCCACAGAAUGCCACGUCUAGACCCUGAUACUGGAUUAUUAAAGUGCUCAACUGUGCGACCAAACGAUAAGAAACCAAUGGGAAUAUUAGGAAAUAUCGCAUUAAAAAUAUUGCGUGGGUUGGGCCUUUUAAAGGUGUUUGAGUACGACAAGGAUGGCAAAAUCAUCGAGUGUAACAACUUGACGUUAUUGAACUUGGUUCUUGCGUAUUUUGGGCCCAUGUCUGAAAGAAAUACCACAAUUGCUAUAUUGGUAAUCCAAGUCAGUGCAAGCUUACUUGCUUUUUUUAUUCGCUAUAAACUUGUUCAUCUUGUAUAUUAAUAAUAAAAGGUUUCAUCUGUAAAAUAUAUCAUUUUAAUACGCUUGUUCGCGGUGGAGUGCCUAUGCAUAUU
Mucor mucedo is the source of this 1557-nucleotide messenger RNA. Its product is annotated as glycosyl transferase family 4-domain-containing protein. Gene Ontology annotation, molecular function: UDP-N-acetylglucosamine-dolichyl-phosphate N-acetylglucosaminephosphotransferase activity. Bases 185 to 1486 code for a protein of 433 amino acids. Gene Ontology annotation, biological process: protein N-linked glycosylation; dolichol-linked oligosaccharide biosynthetic process. Gene Ontology annotation, cellular component: membrane. The record is from RefSeq and is a predicted model, not a curated record. Lineage: Eukaryota; Fungi; Mucoromycota; Mucoromycetes; Mucorales; Mucoraceae. The transcript is spliced from 5 exons.